AUGGGCGCAGUAGACCCGGGCAAAGCAAGUUGCUAUGCAGGAGGAGUGCUGCUGGGAAUAGGCUGGUGGAUCAUGGCAGACGGGGCAGCCCUCUGCGGCCUACCACAACUCGCACAUCUCUUUCGACGCGGUGAAGUACCUGCCCGGCAUUGUCGCUACACUCGCAUUCUUCCUAGUCAGUACAGUGGACUGGAACAUGCUGUCAGAGACACUCGCUUUACCUAUGGCUCAGAAGUAGCCACUCGCGCUCGAUGCUUCGUGGUACUUUGCAUGGCUGUGUCAGUGGCUGCACUGAACGGGCUCAUCGUUAUGGGUACUUUCGUCAUGAGAGCUGGUACGAUCGCUGCAGCAUCGACGUACUAG
Hyaloperonospora brassicae is the source of this 363-nucleotide messenger RNA. NCBI's taxonomy places the organism in Eukaryota, Oomycota, Peronosporomycetes, Peronosporales, Peronosporaceae. The record is from the annotation of a GenBank genome assembly.